Sinocyclocheilus grahami is the source of this 3146-nucleotide messenger RNA. Its product is annotated as keratin, type I cytoskeletal 19-like. Lineage: Eukaryota; Metazoa; Chordata; Actinopteri; Cypriniformes; Cyprinidae. The transcript is spliced from 9 exons. The record is from RefSeq and is a predicted model, not a curated record. Bases 183 to 1691 code for a protein of 502 amino acids.
CCCUGGUGGGCCCCUCGCUCCCACUCCACUCCCCAAGUCCCCAAGGGCCGGGGAAAGGUCUCGUCCCUGUCCAUAGGAGCCACGUCGACAGUCGUAUUCAAGCAAACUAUUUACUCGGUAAACACCUAAUCAUCUUAGGUGUGGCAGGACGGGCACGGAGACAUUUCAUUUCGUCUGGCCCCAUGGAGGAACUCGAAGAGCCGAAAUUGGCCAUGAGGGGCCUGAACGAACGGCUGAAGGGGUUCCUGGAGCAUGUGAAUCAGUUGGAACAGACCAACUGCGAAUUGGAGGAGCAGAUUGAGGAGUGGGGAUUCAGGAACGUCGCUCCGCGGCAGGACUGGAGCGACAUGGAGGUGCUGGCACAGGAACUGCGAGCUCAGGUUAGGAUGAUCAUAAUGGAAAAUGCAGAAGUUUUGUUACAAUCUGAUGCAGUGAAACUCAGGGCAGCACAUUUAAAGACAAGGUGUGAAACCGAGGAGAAACUCCGACUCCUGAAGGAGCAGGAGGUGUCACAGCUGAAGCUAAAGAUGAAAGAGAUGGAAAUGGCCAACAGCCUCCUGGAAAAGCAGCUUCAUGAAUCCCAGAAUGAGUUACAGCAAAUCAUGGAGGAACAUGAGAGAGAGCUGGAUCAGCACCAGCGGCAAGCAGUAGAGGAGUGUAAUAGAGUGCUAGCGCAGGUUGCUGCAGGAGAGGAUGGCAGAGGAAUGGAUCUCUCCCGUACCAGCACCCAGUGCGACCACUCCAGCCCAGCCCAGAGUAGCCCUGACUCAGCCACGCCACCAAAUCCAGCCCCAGGCUCCGGUCCGGCUUCACAGAGAAGGCCCCGAAAGGAUGCAACCAGCCCCACAGCUGCGUUUCCUCCACAGGUGAGAGCAGGUGAUGAGGCCCUGAAGGAGGCACGAGCCGAGCUCGCUGAGGCCCGGAAGCGAUGGCACCGUCUACAGGUGGAAAUCGAAUCGCUACAUGCCUUGGAGAGGAGUCUCCAAAGCUCCCUACACCACACUCAGCUCCAGUACUCUGUGCAGCUCAAGGAUAUGUCCCGGUCUGUCAGGGGUCUGGAGUCUGACCUAGAAACUGUGCAGGAUAGUCUGGAAAUACAGAAACAGAACCAUAGUCAGCUCCUCAACACCAAGAUGAGGCUGGAGAGAGAGAUAGCAACCUAUAGGAAACUCCUGGAACACGAGGAGGGCAGGUUUCUGAACUCAGAUGGUCGGUCUCUAAAGCUGAAGCCAUGGAAGGGGUCAGUUCCUGCUCCAGAGCAGAAUGGCCUGCCCAAUGGAUGUGAUGAAGAUAUCGCUGAGCCAAUCUUCUCAGAGAGAACUUCAAAAAUGAGUCCGGCCCUUCAGCGACAGCAGAGUCUUGUCAUCCUCACAGAACCAGUUCUAAACAAAGAUGGGGAGAUCUGUACUGUGAAGACUCGGGAGAUUCUGGAAGGAAAUGUAGUGAGGGAGAGUGCCGAGGGUCACGGAAAUGUGGAGACAGAGAAGAUUGACAAGGUAAUCAGGCAAUGGGAAGGGUCAUUCUUUAAAGGAAAUCCCAAGCUGAGGAAGAAAUCUGUGUCUCUGCGUUUCGACCUUCAUAUGGCUGUAGCGGAUGAGGGUUGCAGCCAAACAAAACAGGACAGUCUCCCAAACGUGGAGGUCCGUCUGGUCAUGAGACGGUCUCGCAGCAUACCCACUUUUGCCCAGUGAUGUCAUAAUGCUACUACACCACAAUUGUGACAUCACCAUGCUACCACAUCACAACUGUGACCUCACAAUGCUACUGCAUUACAAUUAAGUAGUGGUGACCACGUCUCAAUGUCUCGCCGACUAAUAAAAGCGAAUCACUUUAGUAACGUUAUAAAACUCUUGCCAUUUGAAAGAAAAAAAGCGUCAUAUCAUCAGCAAAGCGUUCGAAAACAAAAACUCAAAUUGCUUUUAUGAUUGUAAUGAACUCAUGCAGAUAAAGCUACUUUAAGCUAAAGCUACUUAGAAAUUUCAAGGCAAAUUAAUUUGUAGUUGAUUUAUUUUACUUCAAACGUAGAUGUUUGAAGAUGAAUGGGAAGUACAAACGUCUUGCAGUGCUUCAGAUACAUUGUGACUUUAGAGUGUGACUCUCUGUGGACGCUCUACUGCCACAUUAUUGAUUAUUAGCACAUAUUACGUUACUGAAAACCUAUAAAACUAUUGGUUUGUGAAAAUGUGUAUAGAUUAUACAUCUAUAAAGCUGAAUCUUAAGUCUCAGUGAGAAAUGGUCAAUGUGGAUUCGGAGAUUUCUCAUUCAGUGCAGCGUAACAAAAGAUGCCUUAUUGUGUUUGACAAAUGUUACUGGAACCAAUUUUACACUCCAGUGAACGCUAAGGGGGUAUCAAGUUCUGGUUCUGCAGGAGGCUGUAGUGUGAACCAAAACAAAAUAUUGCGAAAUUUGCAAGUGUAGCAGAAAUCAGCAGCCAAAAUUAAAAAUUAUGGUGAAACCGAUGUACUGUCCUCACGAUAUUGCCUGCAUGGACGUGUACAGAAUGACUAGCAGUCUAUCACUGCGGGGAGAAUGAAAUGCUAAAAGUAAAAUGUUGACUAUGAACUUCUCUACUAAUUACUUUCUCCUAUAAAAGUUACAUUGCUUUGUAUUAAGGAUGCAUAUAGUUUACGCUUCAUUUAAAGUGCAAAUACUGUCUUCCAAUCAAAAAAUUAUGCAGGAUUGUUCAGAAAACUUGAAAUGAUCAUACUUCAACAACCAAAAAAAAAAGAUUUUUGCAUUUCUUAUCUGUAUAUAUUAAUCAUUUAAACUGAUUUAUUUGCAUACCCAUUAUGUUCUACCUCUGGUGGUUGUUGUACUGUAAAUACAUGGGUUUUUUCCUGAUGCAACAAAGAAAUGGAUACAUAUGCAUAUAUUUAAUUUGAAGUUAUAUUAAAUCUAUAUCCCUGAAAUAUGAUGAUAUCACCUCAUAGGUUUAGUUACUGCUUUCAUUCAUGUAAUGCACAAUCUAGUAUCAUACAGGAUUAACCUUUCACGUUUCAUUAUCUUUCAAAUUGUGACUUACUCUAAGAAAUGUGAAGAGAAAUUGCACCAUAUGCAUUGGUAAAAAUGUCAAUUUCAUAUGCACUUUAAUGGAUUAAAAUCAGAACAUUGCUAACUUUCAGAUUUUUCUCUGUACUCAACAUUUU